CCAGUACAUCUCCAUCACAGGAAUCGUUUGCGACGUUCAACCCUUAUUAUUUCAUUGGACAUAAUAAAGGUAGGAACGUUUCGUGUCAGCAAGAUUGUGUUGGAAAGGAUCAAAACUAGUAACUUGAAAAUUACACAUUGGCGAUCCUGCCAGAAACCGAUCAAUAUGGCAGGAAAUGGCAGUAAAACCGGAACGGUUACUACAGAAGGCUUACUGCAACAGGGAGCAGAAGGUAAACUGUACGUUGCUGAUUACAACGGAACUCGGUGUCUGGUAAAGGAACGAUUCAUGAAAAAAUAUCGUCACCCGGACUUGGAUAAACAAUUGACCCGACAACGGAUCAAAGCGGAACAGAGAGCAUUCGAAAGGUGCAAGGCUGCUAAUGUUAUUACCCCUAAACUGUUAGGUGUAGAUUUGUCCGAACGAAAAAUCUAUAUGGAAUAUCUGGAUCGUGCGACCGUCGCGAAACGAUAUAUCGAUGAAGCAGCUUUGGAAGGAACUAAAAAUAACCCAAAAAUAUGUCAGUUGGCUGAAGAGAUCGGACGAUCGGUAGGUAACCUUCAUAGCCAUAACAUCAUUCAUGGAGAUCUGACAACAUCCAAUAUGUUGCUUGAUCCGGUCUCCGAUGCCAGCGAAUCUGGUCUUCCUUACCGGCUGGUUAUGAUCGAUUUUGGUUUGACGUUCCAUUCAUUCAACGUUGAAGACAUGGGAGUGGAUUUGUAUGUACUGGAGAGAGCUCUUUUGAGUGCCCAUAGCCAAGUACCGGAGCUGUUUGAAUUAGUGCUCCAGAGUUACAAGGAACACAACACGCACAAGUUAACGGAAAUUAUUUCGAAGUUUGAUGAGGUUCGUGCGAGAGGCCGUAAAAGAACGAUGAUCGGUUAAUGUAAACAUUUGAAGGUAUAAUAAACUUCAACACGUAACAUUAAAUGUUUAAUUGUGCAAUAAACAAGACACCGUUUAUGUUAUCAAACCAA
Molecule: messenger RNA, 977 nt
Organism: Malaya genurostris
Lineage: Eukaryota; Metazoa; Arthropoda; Insecta; Diptera; Culicidae
Gene: Prpk
Product: EKC/KEOPS complex subunit bud32
Exons: 2
Coding region: 166-885 (239 amino acids)
Biological process (GO): protein phosphorylation
Cellular component (GO): EKC/KEOPS complex; cytosol; nucleus
Molecular function (GO): ATP binding; protein serine/threonine kinase activity
Source: RefSeq, a predicted model, not a curated record